This is a messenger RNA of Paramecium pentaurelia, 719 nucleotides long. The record is from the annotation of a GenBank genome assembly. Lineage: Eukaryota; Ciliophora; Oligohymenophorea; Peniculida; Parameciidae.
AUGGAAUUUUAAGAAAUAUUAGAUGGUUUUCAUUUGAUAUGCAAUGAAUUAUAGGGUUCUUAAAAUUAUAAAAAUAUCAUGGAAUUGUAUAACAGAUCUGCAAAUUUGUAAGAUCUAUAUGAAAAUGGUUUAAUAAUAGAUGGAACAUAAUAUGAAUUUGAUUUGGUUGAACAUAUAGAUGUAAUAUUAUCAAAUUGAAUAUCUAGACUACAAAAUUAGCAUUAGAUAGAUUUAUUUAGAAUGUUUUAGAUUCAGAUGCUGUAGUAUAAGGACAUAGAAAGAUAACAAGUGCAUUUGCUUCUUUAAAAAAACGAUUGAUUUAAAAGGAAGAGUAAUAAAAAGUAGUGGUAAUGACAAAUUCUUAGGUUAUUGCACCUAUUCCAAAUUAAUAAUAAUAAACAAUUAAUAAAGCUAAAUUAUUUGACACGUAAUUAAGUAGUGAAAAUCUAGAUGAUGAAUUAUAAGAGGAAAUCUUUAAUAUAACAAAGAGAAUGAAAGGAAUGGCAGUUAAUAUUUCAGAAUAAUUAAAAUUUGAUAAUAAAGUUAUUGAUAAAAUAUUGCAUAAAUAAGAUGGAAAUAAAACUAAGUUAAAAUUUGAAGAAAAUAAAUUAACUAAUUUUAUGAAAUCCAAAAGUUUAAGUUGUUCAUCACUAUUUUUAAUGCUUACUACUUCUAUUUUUUUGUUUAUCUUUGCCAUAAUUUUCAUUAGAAUUUCAUGA